AUGUCUAAUGAGGAUAUACUUGUACCGGCAGCAUUAUCCACUCAUCAGGAUGAGAGUGAUUUUACAUUCCAGAAGUUCGACAGCGAUUCUAUGGAGAGAUCAUUCUAUUUAGGCCCUUUGAGUAGUCAGGACGAACUAUGGGACAAACUGAUGCAGUAUUACUCUAUUGACAAACUGAUAGCAUAUCUACAGAGAAAUCCAGAAUACGUUCAAAUUACAUUACAAUUCCCUGAUACACUUGUGAAGGACAGUAGUUUUAUUAUACGUGCAUUGCAAGAUAAACUAGAUGGUGAUGGAGCUGGUAGGAAGUUUUGGGCUUUGGCUGAUACCGCUUAUAGUGCGUGCUGUGUCGACGAAGUUGCUGCAGAGCAUGUUAAGGGUGAUCUUGUGAUACAUUUUGGUGAUGCUUGUCUGAAUGCGAUUCAAAAACUUCCAGUAGUUUACGAUUUUGGUAAGCCUUUCCUUGAUACAGAUGUACUAUUGGCUUGCUUCACUGAAGAAUUCAAAGACAAAGAUCAAAAAAUUUGUUUGAUGUCUAAUGCAAGUUAUACACACCAUAUCCCAGACCUAUACUCCAGAUUAAAAUCUAAUGGAUACACAAAUGUUGUCUACUCUGUUGUAAAUACUGGCCUACUGACUGAAACUGCAGAGAUCAUUGAUAACACUACCCCUCUUUCGGAUACCGAUGAGCUUUUUACUCUUGGAAAUAGAGUAUUAAUGGGUGCAAGACAAGAAGAAGAUAUUGAUGAAGAAACCCUGAGAAAUGAGUAUGCAUUAUUCCAUAUAACUAUGCCUCAUGAUCCUCAUUUGCUUUACCUAACGACGGUAUUUGAGUCCAUUCACACAUAUGAUGUCGCAGACCAGGUUAUUUCGAAUGGACCUUACCCUUCUCUAACCAGAAGAUAUAAGAAUAUGCAUAAAGCAAGAACCGCUGGGUGUAUCGGUAUCUUGGUGAAUACGUUGUCUAUUAGGGGCACUAGGGAAACAGUAAACAAGUUAAUCAAGCUUAUACGAGAGAAUGGAAAGAAGCAUUAUUUAUUUGUGGUUGGUAAACCAAAUGUUCCAAAAUUAGCCAAUUUUGAACCCGUCGACAUAUGGUGUAUUCUGGGUUGUGGUCAAAGUGGUAUUAUCGUAGAUGAGUUUGGUGAAUUUUACAAGCCUAUCAUUACACCUUAUGAAUUGACGUUAGCAUUAAACUUUGAGGUGACUUGGACUGGUAAGUGGAUUAUUGAUUUCCAGAAGGCCAUCACAGAGAUUGAUAACAGUUUGGCAGAGUUAGGAAUUGACGAUAGUAAACAUGGCAAUGACUCAGACCACGACCUCGAUGCUCCAGAAUUUGAUGCGGUCACUGGUAAAUACGUCAGCAGUUCGAGGCCUCUAAGAGCACUGAAUCACUUGCAAUUGGAUGCGCCAAGUAAUGAGGAUAAACAAGUGAUGGCAAGAGUCAACGGUGGUACUGUCAUCAAGGGUACAGUAUCUACAGCCGUGGAGCACCUGGCCAACAGAGCAUGGACCGGAUUGGGUUCAGAUUAUAAAGAUGAUGAGGGUUACGAAGAAGAUGGUGCUACAGUAGAAGAAGGUAUCUCAGGUAUCGCCAGGGGAUACGAAUUCGACCAAGAGGACGCUGCCAGAAAGAGUCAAAAUCAGAGUCAAUGA
Nakaseomyces glabratus is the source of this 1656-nucleotide messenger RNA. It is a transcript of the gene DPH2, whose product is annotated as 2-(3-amino-3-carboxypropyl)histidine synthase. Lineage: Eukaryota; Fungi; Ascomycota; Saccharomycetes; Saccharomycetales; Saccharomycetaceae. Gene Ontology annotation, biological process: protein histidyl modification to diphthamide. Gene Ontology annotation, molecular function: 2-(3-amino-3-carboxypropyl)histidine synthase activity. The record is from RefSeq and is a predicted model, not a curated record.